This is a messenger RNA of Saprolegnia parasitica CBS 223.65, 1539 nucleotides long. RefSeq lists its product as hypothetical. The transcript has a single exon. The annotation marks the transcript as partial. The record is from RefSeq and is a predicted model, not a curated record. Gene Ontology annotation, molecular function: monooxygenase activity; oxidoreductase activity, acting on paired donors, with incorporation or reduction of molecular oxygen; iron ion binding. Lineage: Eukaryota; Oomycota; Saprolegniomycetes; Saprolegniales; Saprolegniaceae.
GCAUGCUGCGCAGCUGCCUUCGCCUCAAGUCGACCGUUGCGGCCGCGCCAAAGCCAGUGACUGCGAUCCCCAACGCGCCCGAGACCGGCGUUGGCCCACUGCGCUCGAGCAUGAUGUACUUCUCCAAGGGCGGCGGCUUCCAAGUCCUCUUUAAGCACCUAAGAUCGCUCCACGACACGAUCGGACCCAUUCUCCGCGUGCGCUUUGUGCCUUUCGGGCCGCACAUGGUCAGCGUCACGGACCUCGACGUGAUCGCGCAGCUCCACCGGAACGAAGGUCCAAUCCCGCUGCGUGGCGCGAUGCCCGUGUGGGAAUACUAUCGCCAAGUCAAGAAGUGGCCGCGCACGACGAUCACGACCAACGACUAUGCGACGUGGAAGAAGAUGCGGUCGAGCUUGAGCGACCACGUGCUGCAGCCGCACAACAUUGGCCCGUGGCUGCCGCGCAUCGAUGCGAUCGCUCAAGAUACCGUUAUGCGCUUCCAGCGCGAAGCCGCGGCGUCGCCGACUGCCGACGUCAACGUGACGCACACGCUCAAGGCAUAUACGCUCGAGUCGGUGAGCUCGGUGCUAUUUGGGAAGCGCAUGGGCUGCUUGUCACCGGACCACUUGACGCCGAUCACGCCGGCGGCCGAGCGCUUUAUCAACGCGGUCGUCGGCUUCUUCGAGACGACGCAGGCGCUCGUCAACCUGCCGCCGUCGAUGCCACCGGUUCUGUUUUGGCUCUUCCCGGCCUUUUGGAGCCACGUGGGCCACGCCAACGUCAUUUUUGAGAUUGGGGUUGAGCUCAUGACCGAGAAGCUCGCGUCAACCGAGACGACCGCACCCGACUUGCUCACGGCGUUCCUCUUGCGACCCGAGCUCACGGAGCGCGAGGCCGUCACGCAGUGCAUCGACCUCCUCUUCGCCGGCGUCGACACGACGUCGCAAGGCAUUCUCUGGACGCUGUACGCGAUCGCGUCGUCGCCAAACGCUCACGACCUCCAGCGCCGGCUCCACGACGAAGUGGCGGCGGCCAUGGGCGACAAGGCGCACAUGGACGAAGACACUUUGUCCAAAUUGCCGCUCGUGCGCGCGUGCGUCAAGGAGGCGCUGCGACUCUACCCCGUCUUUAGCACGUCCAUGCGCAUCAUGCGCGACGACACGACGCUCCUCGGGUACAGCGUGCCAAAGGGCACGCAAGUCCUCUUGCCGAUCUACGCCAUGAGCCGCGAUCGCAGCGUCUUUGCCGAGCCCGACACGUUUGUGCCCGAACGCUGGCUUCGCCGCGACACCAAGAGCGCCGCUGACCGCAAGAAGGCCGCGUACGCGACGCUGCCCUUUGGUAUGGGCGCGCGGAGCUGCGCGGGCCGGCGCCUCGCCGAGACAGAGCUCUACUUGCUGCUCGCACACAUGGUGCGAACGAUGCGCUUCGAGUGCAGCCCCGGCGCUGACCACCCCGAGCCGAUCGUGCAGCUCGCGCUCACGCCCGACAAGCCGCUCGUGCUCCGCGUGACGCCGUGGUAGUCUGCAGGCUCCGAUAGGAGCGUACGACAAGCCA